Messenger RNA from Cicer arietinum (chickpea), 2767 nucleotides. RefSeq lists its product as uncharacterized. Lineage: Eukaryota; Viridiplantae; Streptophyta; Magnoliopsida; Fabales; Fabaceae. The record is from RefSeq and is a predicted model, not a curated record.
ACAUCACACAGUUCACAACUCACAACACAAGAAUCCAAUUAUUUAAUUGAAGGGCAUUUUCGUCAACUGAGUAAAAACAGCAAUUCACAACAAGACCCUACACACACACACACACCUACAUCCACUAGGUUACAUUUUGCUAAAGACAAAACAGCAUUUGGUCACCUUCCAUAUCCAAUAAACCCUUUUCCCCACUCCUUAAUCUCUCACUCACACUCUCACUUUGCAAUCUAUCCCUCUCUGCAUAAACCACCAUACAAACCAACCAAAAAAAUAAAAAAUCCUUCAUUUAUAAUAAUACCCUUUUAAUUAACUCUCCUUUUACCAUACCCAAAAAAAACUUUGCUUUUUCACUCAAUCAAUACCCAUGUCUUAUCAAGAUUCAUUUUUUUGAAAAAAGAAAAAGAAAAAUGGACACAGAAAAACACCAUCAUUCUUCAAAAACAAACAACAACAGUAGUAGCAGCACAAGUGAACUAUUUGUUUGUUUCACUUCACGUUUAUCUUCUUCAUCCAUGAAACUCUCAUCAAAAUCAAUUUUAAGUCCAAGCCGUAGCAGAGAGCCACCACAGAUAUCACUCUCAUCUUCCCUUAGUAGAAGACUAAGGAGCAAUGGAAGCAUGAAAGGUGGUCAAGCUUCACCAAUGUUCCCAACAAGUGGGGGUGGUGGAAAGAAAAGAGGGUGUGGUUUUGAGAAUCCAGAACCUUCAUCACCAAAAGUUACUUGCAUUGGACAAGUAAGAGUGAAGACAAAGAAACAAGGGAAGAAAAUGAGGUCAAGAUCAAAGAGAAGAGGUGAAGCUAGUUUUAGAAGAGGUGAGAGUCAUCCAGAUCUAACUAGACAGAAUAGCCAAAGUGGUUUUUGUUAUCAGAAUCAACAGUGUUUGAAGCAUAGGAAUCAACAAAGAUGGGUUCAUUUGCCUUUAACAAUAUGUGAGGCCUUGAGAGAAUUUAGUUGCUUUUUUCCUUGUAGGUCUUCUUGUAUGUCAAGUGAGAAGGAUAAAGAGGAAAAGGGUAGUUUAGAAGAGAGAGGAUCUAGUGUUAGACAUGGUAGAGAAGGUUCAUGUGGAGCUGCAUUUGCAAGAUGGUUGGUGAGUUUGCAAGAUGGAGAUGGGAAAGGAAGGGAGAUUGAGGUUAUGAUGGAUGAUGAUGAUGAUGGAAGAGAGAAAGGUGGUGAGAGGAGUUUUAGUCAAAGGAGACAUAUUUUUGAAGACCUUGAUAUUGAUGUGGUUGAUGAGAAGAUUACUACUGAAUUUGGAGUUGAAGAAAAUGAAGAUGAAGAUGAAGAUGAGAAAGGAAGAGUUAGUAUUUGUAUUCCACCAAAGAAUGCUCUUUUGUUGAUGAGGUGUAGAUCUGAUCCUGUUAAAAUGGCUGCUUUGGCUAAUAGGUUUUGGGAAUCACCUCUUCAUAAAGAACAUCAAUUAGACCAGGAACAUCAUCAACAUCAAGACGUAGAACAAGACCACGAGGAUAGUGGAAUUCAAGAGAAUGAACAACAACAAGAACAUGAACAAGAAGAAGAAGUAGAAGAAGAAGAAGAAAGUUUCAAAGAUCAAAACAUUUACAUGGAGCAAGUUGAAGAACUACAACAAUUUGUAGUAGUGGAAGAUAGCAUUUGUGAAAGAGAAACACAAGCUCUUCUUGAAAGCUAUGAAAUUGAAAGCAAAACCAACCAAGAAGAAAUUCAUGAAGACACCAAAGAAGAGGAAGAGAAAGUUAAUGAAGAUGAAGAUGCUAUCGAUGAUGAUAAAGUUGAAACCUUUUCAUGUGUUUUACUUGAUUCACAUCAUGCAGAUCUUGAGAAGCAAGAAAUAGAAGAGACCCACCAAGGAGAAGAUGAAGAAAACAAAGAAAGUUUCGAACUUUCUUCAUAUUCUGAAACGUUGGUAGUUUCUUCAGAAGUAGAAAAGGACGAAGCUCUAAAAGAAGAAGAAUCAGAAACAGCAGAGAAAGUUUCAACGGAAGAAGAAGAAGAGAAAGUGACUGAAGAGAAAGAAUUGGAUCCGACCCAUCACGGAUCCGACCCGGAAAUUAGUCUUCAUGGGUCAACGGAGCGAGAAAAUGGGUCAAAGAAAGAAGAGAGAGAAAGAGAAAGAGAAACGUUACCGGAAUGCUUGUUGUUGAUGAUGUGUGAGCCGAAACUUUCAAUGGAGGUGUCAAAGGAAACAUGGGUAUGUAGCACCGAUUUCGUACGGUGGUUGCCGGAGAGACCCGCCGCCGGGAAAGUCGCCGGAGGGGAGAAGAGGGUCACCGUGAAUUCUUCUUUGAAGCCGAAGGUGAAGGUGAAACCUGUUCAGCCGUUGAUGCAGCCGGCGAGAUCUUCUUGUUCUUUUCCGGUGACCGGAGGUGGCGCCGGCAUGUCGAUGGCGACGAUGAUAGAGCAGAAGUUGGUGGGGUGUUCCAAAUCUCGUAAUGGGUAUGAGCCAUUUGUUCUCACGCGCUGUAAGUCGGAGCCGAUGAGGUCUGCGGCUAAGCUUGCGCCGGAGGCUUGUUUCUGGAACAAUAGGAAGCUUGAGCCGCACCCUCCUCCGACUUCGCUUGGAAUCGGCGCACCGGCUGGUGUUGGGUUUUGAUUUUCAUUUUCCUUUUUAAAUCUUAAUUUCCUUUUUUUAAUUCAUAGAAUAAUUAUUAGCUGUUGUUAUUAAUUGUAGAUUGUUGCUAUUGCUUAACCUUGGUAAGUUUAGGGAUUGAUUAUAGUCAUUUUACUGUUCCUUAUGUAUAAAUAGUUUUUUUUAGUGAUGCAUUGUGUUUUUUAUUUUCAAUUUCA